CGUGCCGCCGCGGCUGGGGCAGUGGGGCCAUGGCGGGGCCGGGCGGCGGGCGCCGCGCUGCGGGGCUCUCCCUGCGACACUGGCUGCAGCCGCUGGCCGGGGCGCCGCGCUCGGAGCCGGCCCGGAGGGGCCGAGCCAGCGCGGCCGGAGCAGCCGCUGCGCAGCCGGGCGAGCGGCGGCUGAAGGGCCCCGAGGAGCUGCCGGGGCCGGGGCCGCUCCGCUCCCUCUACUGGAUCUUAGUGCGCGGCUACCUGCUGCACACGCACCAGCUGCAGGUGAAGUUCCGGAAGCUUUAUGGCCCCAUGUGGAAAUCCACCUUUGGGAAGUACAAGAACGUGAACAUUGGGAGCCCGGAGAUCCUGGAGCAGCUGCUGAGGCAGGAGGAGAAAUACCCUGUGAGAAGCGACAUGACCCUGUGGAAGGAGCAUCGGGAUACCAGGCAGCUUUCGUACGGCCUGUUCACCGAGGAAGGGGAACGCUGGUACCGCCUGCGUCAGGUCCUCAACCAGCGGAUGCUCAAGCCGUCGGAGGCCAUGCUGUACACGGGGGCCAUCAACGAGGUGGUGUCGGACCUGAUAGUCCGGCUGCAGGUGGAGAGGGCGGGGAGCCCCUCGGGGGUCCUGGUGGGGGACGUGAACAACCUGCUCUACAGAUUCGCCCUGGAAGGCAUCUCCUACAUCCUCUUCGAGACCCGCAUCUGGUGCCUGGAGCAGGAGAUCCCUGUGGAGACGCAGCGCUUCAUUGACGCCAUCGGCCUCAUGCUGAAGAACUCCGUCUUCACCAACAUCCUGCCCGAGUGGAGCCGGGAGCUGCUGCCCUUCUGGAACCGCUACCUGGAGAACUGGGACAUCAUCUUCGCCUUCGGCAAGAAGCUGAUUGACAGGAAGAUGGAGGAGCUGGAGGGGCAGCUGGAGCGAGGCAAGCAGGUGUCGGGCUACCUGAGCUACCUGCUGGCCAGCAGCAGGCUGACGCUGGAGGAGGUGAACGGCAGCGUGGCGGAGCUGCUCCUGGCCGGCGUGGACACGACGUCCAACACCUUGACCUGGGCCCUCUACCAUCUGGCCAGGACCCCAGAGACCCAGACCUCCUUGUACCAGGAGGUGAACAGUGUCGUGCCCGGAGAUCAGAUCCCCAGUGCUGAGGAUCUUCCCAAGAUGCCGCUGCUUCGGGCCACUAUCAAGGAAACGCUCAGGCUGUACCCCGUGGUCCCCACCAACGCCAGGGUCGUAGUGGAGAAAGAUAUCGUCAUUGGAGGCUAUCACUUCCCGAAGAACACGCUCUUCGUCCUGGCUCACUACGCGAUGGCGCACGACCCGACCAGCUUCCCGGAGCCCGAGCGCUUCCUGCCCCAGCGCUGGCUCCGGGGCCACGGCUCCACCCACCACCCCUUCAGCUCCAUCCCCUUCGGCUAUGGGGUCCGCAGCUGUUUGGGCCGGCGCAUCGCGGAGCUGGAGAUGCACCUGGCUCUGGCCAGGAUCAUCCGGACAUUCGAGCUGCGGCCGGACCCCCGUGGCACGGAGGUGAAGUCGGUCUCCCGCAUUGUCCUUGUGCCCAAACAGCCCAUCCAGCUGCAGUUCAUUGCCCGCCAGCCGGCCCCCUGAGUUCACCCACCCCGCUUUGCUUAUCCCAGGGCGCCAUCCGAGUCCGCCCCUCGCCUGGGCCUUCUGGGCUAAACGGGUCUGGCCUGGGCCCGGCUCUCUCCCCGUUAGGCCCUGGGGGUGGCAGCUGCCCACGGGUCAGGGUGUAGAUGGGAUCUCGGCUGGCGGGCAGAGCAGCCGUGUGAUCUCAAUGUAGCUGGAAUCAAUGGGCCAAAGGUGUUCCUGCGCCCGGCGCUCUCCAGCCGUCCAGGGUGUGGAACAGGGUCCGUGGGCACAGCCUGGGCCGCCCGGGCACCCUGCCAAAUGCCCUAGCCCACCCCACCCCCAUUGCUUUGUCUGUCCAUUAAGCCUAACUGCCCCCUCACCCAUUGUGGUUCGUUCAUUUCCGGACCCCCACACUCAGGCUGUGUUCACCAGGCCUGAGCUGCCCCGGCCUGGUGAACACAGUGGGGGUACGUUGGUGGGUCUGGCUAUCACCCCAGCUCCCGGGAAUGGGUCAGGGCCUCCCGCUGCUUGGGGGGGGGCUGUGGUCCCCUUUAAUCAUGAAAGCACUGAGCCGGAGGUGCCGCUGCUCCGAUCUAAAGAGCAAACUCGGCAUCCCCCCCCUCGGUGUCAUUGGACCUCCCUGCAGCAGCAGGGACCCGAAGGUCAGCUCGCCCCCCUCGCCCCACCCCAGGGGCUGCCCGUUCCAGGCUGGGCGGUGGGGGGGGGUUGCCCCAAUGUGCCCCUGCAGCUCUAGCGCCACCUAGCCCCUCCCCCCCACACCCCUGCAGAGCGACAAUCUGUUGCGGGUGCCGCCAGGGGGGACCCAUCCAGCUGUGCCAGCCGGUGGAACGGCUGCAGCGGGCUCCAUUAACCUCCCUGCCACCGGCCUGCGGCUAAUGCACAGGGCUGGGCCCCAGGACUCCUGGGUCCAAACCCCAACGCUGACACUGACUCUCAUCCCCUCCGUGGCCCGGAGGCCCUCGGGCAAAGCAGGGACAGCGAUGGUGAGCGACCUGCCACGUGCCUGCAAACUCCCAGCUUCCCCGGGGGACUGGGGACUGCGGGUUGGGGGGAGUCAGCGCUGCCCCAGGCGUGCGGGGGGGUCCUGUAGCCCAGCUGAGCAGCAAUAAAGCAACAUGCGCUUAAGCUCC
Dermochelys coriacea (leatherback sea turtle) is the source of this 2734-nucleotide messenger RNA. RefSeq names its product sterol 26-hydroxylase, mitochondrial. Gene Ontology annotation, biological process: C21-steroid hormone biosynthetic process; cholesterol metabolic process; cellular response to peptide hormone stimulus. The record is from RefSeq and is a predicted model, not a curated record. Bases 30 to 1601 code for a protein of 523 amino acids. Gene Ontology annotation, molecular function: monooxygenase activity; iron ion binding; oxidoreductase activity, acting on paired donors, with incorporation or reduction of molecular oxygen. NCBI's taxonomy places the organism in Eukaryota, Metazoa, Chordata, Testudines, Dermochelyidae. Gene Ontology annotation, cellular component: mitochondrial inner membrane. The transcript has 9 exons.